AGCAAAAGAGCAGCAGCAAGGAACUCGCAGGACGCACGCACACGCACGCACACACACAAAUAGCCCGCUCACACCCCGCUCCCUCACGAACUGCUCACAACUGCAAUUCUUCUUCCGCACAAAACACUCUAUUUUCUGUCUGCCGCUUUUCUUACCCGCAACUUAAACUCUGAACGCUCUUCACAGAGGACCCUGCAAAAGCAUUCGUCCGCUUCGAAUUCAUCGCUGUCAUGUCCGGAACACGUUUCUUCCACCAAAUCCUGCGAAGCAGCCACAGCUCCUCUCUGCCAGGCCUGUCUGGAGUGUUCCAUGAGCGUGCUUUUACGCACCCUGCAGCCUUCCGCGCCGUUUCCGUCGUUUCCCAAGUCGCCCGUGUUCGCCUCUCUCUCUCUCGUCCCUUUUCCAGCACCGCUAUUAGCUGCAAGAAGCAGAACACCGGUGCUGGGACCGGUGCUAGCGCAAGGAAUGGCGCGAGAAACGGUGCUAAGGCCAGAGGUUAUGCGAAAACUAGUAAUGCCGACACCAAUCCGAAGACGAGUGGCAAGACAAACCAUGCAAAGGCAACCAACACAGACCCCGUCAGCAAGGACCCCGAGUUGGACCCCGACGACCUAGAUGCUGAGAUCGGCUAUGCUCCGGCCUGGAAGAGCGUGUUCUCAAUGCGCGCAGGCUUGAUCAUGCUGCUGGCGGGUGUUGGCUUGCUGUACUACUACAGGCGGGAAAAACGACGCCUGCAGCAGCUCCCAACCCCCCAACGGACUUCGACUGUGGUCACGAACACCCGUUCCUCGCUGCCUAUUGGCGGCCCGUUCUCUCUUAUUGAUCAGCAUGGCGCCCGAUUCUCGAGCGACGAUCUGAAAGGCCGCUACGCUCUCGUCUAUUUUGGCUUUACUCGCUGCCCCGAUGUGUGUCCCGACGAGCUAGACAAGAUGACGGACGCGGUGGAUAUGAUCAACAAGGUGUCGGGCGACGUGGUGACGCCCGUCUUCAUUACGUGUGAUCCUCUGCGCGAUCCCCCCUCCGAAGUCGCCGAGUACUUGCAGGACUUUCACCCGAAGAUGGUCGGGCUCACCGGCUCCUACGACGAGGUCAAGGCUGCCUGCAAGGCGUAUCGCGUUUACUUUUCCACGCCGCGCAACGUUGAUCCCGAGAAGGACGACUAUCUCGUCGAUCACUCGGUCUUCAUUUACUUGCUGGGGCCCGACGGCAAGUUUCUCGAUGUCUUUGGCCGCAAUUCUUCCGCCAAGGAGAUUGCCGAGAAGGUGUGUGCCAUGGCCAAGGCUGCCAACUUUGCGCCCAAGUAGUCGGCAUCAGUUGUCGUGCCGCCAAUAGCGCACAGCGCACUCAUUCUCUCCUUUUCCCGCAUGCUGUUACGAAUUUAUGAUUACGAUGAUGAUGAUGUUCCCGAACGGACCAGCCGAGACUGGGCUCCACAGCGUGGAUUUAUUUUUUAUUCCCUAUCUCGGUCGCAGGGCUGCAGAAAAUCGCUCUUGCCGAUCACGUGAACAAUAAGGUUCAGCGUGACCGGGUAAAAACGAAUAAGGUUUUCGCGAACAAUUUAAGCGAAACGUAAAUGUCCCUGCGCGCAACGAAGCAAACGAAAGAAAUGAACAGACACGCUUCUUUUUCAUGGGCUUACGGCUUAACGCUUUCUUUUUUUUUAUCUUUAUGCAAGGAGCUCCCC
Messenger RNA from Schizosaccharomyces japonicus yFS275, 1684 nucleotides. Its product is annotated as copper chaperone Sco1. Gene Ontology annotation, cellular component: mitochondrion. Gene Ontology annotation, molecular function: copper ion binding. Gene Ontology annotation, biological process: cell redox homeostasis. The record is from RefSeq and is a predicted model, not a curated record. The coding region runs from base 231 to 1304 and encodes 357 amino acids. NCBI's taxonomy places the organism in Eukaryota, Fungi, Ascomycota, Schizosaccharomycetes, Schizosaccharomycetales, Schizosaccharomycetaceae. The transcript has a single exon.